UUGCCUACCCUUUAGAAGUGGACAAGUGGGCUGUUACUCUGUCAAGAAGGCUAGAAAGCUCAAUGAACCUUUUCAUUACUCUACAUACCUUAUGUUUCUCAUCCAAAAAGGAGCAACUACUCAUUACAGAAGUAAUUAACCACCUCAAGAACCAAGUUGAAUCAUGUUCCGGCUACUGACCUCUUGCUGGUCCCGGCUAAAACCAACUGAAGAGAAACGAAGGAAUGCGACUGUCAUUAUCAUUGGCUUGGAAAACUCAGGCAAAACUGUUCUUGUGGAGGCCUUUCAAAGAUUACUUCCCAGCAGGAUAAACAAUGAUGUGAAAUCAGAACUGACUACACUCCUGCUAGAUGAGUAUGAAGUGGCCAUGUAUGACCUAAAUGGAGAUCUGAAGGGCCAAGAAAAAUGGCCAAACUACUAUGCUCAAGCACAAGGGCUUGUUUUUGUCGUGGAUUCCAGUGAUGUAGAACGUAUGCAGGAAGCAAAGAACAUCUUAACACGUCUAAUGUCUGACAAAAGAGUGGCAGGGAAACCCAUCUUACUCCUGGCUAACAAACAAGACAAAAAGGAUGCCCUCUUGCCUUGUGAUAUUAUCGAAUACCUACUUCUGGAAAGGCUAGUGAAUGAGAAUAAGUCCAAGUGCAGAGUGGAGCCAUGUUCAGCCAUCAAAAACCUCCAAAGGAGGAACCAUCAUCCCAUAAUUGAAGGGCUGCGCUGGCUACUAGCUGCCAUUGGAGAUAAAUAUGAAGAGCUGUAUAUUAGCCAACAACCACCCACUUUGAGCUUUCCAACCUCCAAGAGUACCAGAGGCUCUGGAGAAAGAUGCUCAUCAGAUAGCUUCUCUACCAGAAUAGUAAUGUCCAAAGAAAAAAGACAGAAUUUCGAGAAAAGACAGCAUUUUGAGAAAAGACAGCAUUUUGGACAACGCUCCAUGGAAGCUAGGCCUCUAAAACCAAUUCUACAGAAAGAUGGCCUAAGAUUAAGGCCUAAAAAGAAUAUAUCAGUGACAUUUGCUUUAGAUGAACCCAUGGAGGAAGGUGAAUGUUCUGGGGGAAAUGGAGCACAGAACAUUACUGAGCCUCACUACAACCGAAGCAAUAACUUACAGACUCCAGCUCCAUAUGUUGGUGAUGAUCUUUUUGAAGGCUUUUAAAGGACUAUUAAAAAAGAGAAAAACAGAGGGAAAUCCAAAGAAACAUCUCAAUAUACUUCCCUCACCAAACGGAUUCAUCACCAGAACCAGCAGGGACACUCAGGUUUUUUUAAACUUCUAUUUGAUAAUAUCAGUCCACCAUGCACAAGUCCACCUACUCUAACAUCACAUCCUUGAGAACCACCAUUAUACCUGUACGUCUGUAUUAUACUCAGCAAAUUAAUCCUACACCCACUAAGAGGCUCAAGAAGUUAGGGGGUGUCCAUUUGAGAAGGAACACCAACUUGGCAAAGAAGAACAGAGACUUUACAUCUUUCAUACCCAGAUGCUCCUACUGAAGCUUCAGGCAAGAUGUCGUGGGUGACUAACUGAAAUAGAUUGUCAGAAGUACAGGGUUACUUUAGAAUCACAUUUUUUCCUUUAAGGUUCUUGCACGUCAAGGGGAUGGCAAAAUAAAUAGAAUCUUUUUGUUGAGAA
This is a messenger RNA of Ictidomys tridecemlineatus (thirteen-lined ground squirrel), 1630 nucleotides long. The record is from RefSeq and is a predicted model, not a curated record. NCBI's taxonomy places the organism in Eukaryota, Metazoa, Chordata, Mammalia, Rodentia, Sciuridae.